Malaclemys terrapin pileata is the source of this 3348-nucleotide messenger RNA. RefSeq names its product HAUS augmin like complex subunit 3 (gene HAUS3). Gene Ontology annotation, cellular component: centrosome; HAUS complex; mitotic spindle. Lineage: Eukaryota; Metazoa; Chordata; Testudines; Emydidae. The transcript has 4 exons. Gene Ontology annotation, biological process: spindle assembly; centrosome cycle. The coding region runs from base 488 to 2302 and encodes 604 amino acids. The record is from RefSeq and is a predicted model, not a curated record.
GCCAGGGGGCUUACCCUGGCGGGCCGCAUGCCAAAGGUUGCCGAUCCUUGAAUUAUACACUCACUUAACUUGACUAACACGAGUAGUCCCACUAAAAUCAGCGGGACUACUCAUGUUAGUGAAGUUAAGCUAGUGGAUGAAGUUAGGACUUCACUUGGCAUCAAAAUUGCAAAGCAACUGAAAAUAUUUUUGUUAAAUGGUUAUAUUUAGAAACCAAUUAUUAUAAUUCAAGGAUGACUAAUUCGGUUUUGUAAAUGUGGGGGAAUUGAUACGCUGCAAAUCCUAUUCGCGUGGUAUUUCCUUAUUUGUGAUCUGACACUUGCUUUUUUCUGUGCAGUGCCUUUAUUAAAAUCCCUGAAUACAUAUUUUAAACAACUUUUUUUUAUUUACCAUUGGGCUAGCAGACUCCAGAUUUUCCUUGUGUUUGGAUAUUUUUUAAGGCUGCUUGUAGAUCGUUAUAUUCAUAGCAAAAGUGUUGCUUGUAAUCAUGAACAGUGGAAAUCAAUUUGUGGAAACUUUAAAGAAAGUUGGUUAUCCAAAAGCUGCUCAGCUUAAUGGAGAAGACUUUGACUGGUUGUUUGAAACUGUGGAAGAUAAAUCAUUUUUGGAGUGGUUUUGUGGAAAUGUGAAUGAGCAGCAUGUGUUAACUGAAAAAGAACUGCAAGCUUUUGAUGCUCUUCUUAAAUCUGGCAAGCCCAUUUUAGAAGAAGAGGCUUUGGAUGAAGUUCUUAAAACCUGCAAAACCUUCGAUUCAAAAUCAAGUAGCAUGGAAGAAGGAGAACUUCAGAAGCUAGAGGAAGAGUUUCAAGCUCUUCAGAAAAUUAAAAACCUAAAAAUUCAUCGUCGUAAUAAGCUUCAAAUGAUGGCCUCAACAAACAGCCAUAUGUCACUGAAGUUAAAUGAUAAAGCAGAAGAAGCAGCUAAAAUUCUGAAAGAGAGACAAGGAAUUUUCACUACUAUAAAUACUAAGAUAAAUAAUGAACUUCACUCUCUUACUGAAGGAGUUAAGAAGUUGACCUUUUUCUUCACCUUUUCUGACUCGGAACAAGGCUUAGGUCCUCAUCCAGUAUUUUUAUCCCAACUUGCCUUGGAUAAAUAUUUGUGUCAGGAAGAGAAAAGCACUGCAGCACUUACUUCAUACACAAAAAAACAGUUUUUUCAAGGUAUAUCAGAAUUGGUUGAAAGUUCAAAUGAAGAAAAUUUCCAACUUGUAGAUAUAAGCAAACCAUUAAUUUGUGAUGAGAACAAUGAAGUCUGCAAGGAGAGACUUGAGAUGGCUAGGCUGCAGAUGGCAUAUAUUUGUGCUCAACAUCAGCUAAUUCAACGUAAAGCUAAAGAUUUAAGCAUAAACUCAGCUGUACAAUGGGCAGAGAAUAAUCUUCAAUCCUUAAAGAACAAGACUUUUGGAAAAGAACACCUUGAGGCUAGAAUUUCUAGCUUAAACAGUGACAUUUCAAAAAUAAAAAAACAGCUAACUCAAAUAAAUAAUGAAAUACUUCCUUCCCUGGUGAAGGAGAAUGCACAGCUAUUGAACAUGCCUGUGGUGAAAGGAGAUUUUGAUUUGCAGAUUGCUAGGCAGGACUACUAUACAUCAAGACAAGAUCAAGUAUGCAAUCAGUUGCUAAAACAGAAAGCAUCAUUUGAACUUCUUCAGCUAGCUUAUGAAAUUGAAUUGAGGAAACAUCGGGAUAUCCAUCGUCAACUUGAGAACAUAAUACAAGAUCUGAAACAGAGCAGCAAGGCCCUAGAACAGAGACUGGAGAUGAUGUCUGACCCACUUAUAACUCAGCAUGCAGUACCACGGAACACUAUUGAUUCAAGGGAUGGUGCCUCUCAUAGGCUAUACCAGCUUUUGGAAGGAGAGAAUCAGAAACAACAAUUGUUCAGAACGCAUGACGGUAUUGAACAAGUGGCACAGAAAUUAAAGCAAGACAUUACUUCAGUGCAAGAUCAGCUAGCAGUAUCUUCUCAAGAACAAUUUCUCUUUUUGUCUAAGCUGGAUAGUGAUUUAGAUGCACUUUGUGACUCUCUGUAUUGUGGGGGAAAUAAGAUCUUGCUUAGUAACCAGGAACUAACAGAACAACUUUAUCAACUGGAAGUGAACUUAAAUAAACUAAAUCAGCUUAUUAUGGAUCUUCUUGCUGAUGUAAAGGCCAAGAGAAAGGUUUUAGAGACAAAUACACUGCAUCAGAUGGAAAGAAAAUUGUAUGUGUAUUUUUUCAAAGAUGAAGACUAUUUGAAAGAUAUUGUGGAGAAGCUAGAGCAUCAGUCUCAGGCUCAAACCGUUGGUCUAGAGGAUUAAACAUUAAAUGCAUCUUUGUUCUACUGUUAAGAUGUGGAAAUAUUUAGUGUAGACUUUUCUUUAUGAUUCAAUAGGAAAACAAACUUUUUGGAUAAGUGCUUUAUUUGAUAAACUAAUAUAUCAUUAUCAGCCUUAUCAAGAACAGACUGUAAGCUCCUUUAUAGUUUUUGGCGUACAGAGACUUUGGAUUCAUACUUCAGUUUGUGAGGGUUUGCUUUACAAGAGAGGGAAUGCAUUAAGUAUCUAGAUACUGCUAGACUACAUAUUACCCAAUGUUAUUUAAUGUGUAGAGUAAAAUGCAGAUUCCUGCUUCCAUGAUAUGCUUUUCCUUUGUCUUCAGAUGCUAUGAAAUCCUUCUUCAUGUGUGAUCUGCAAAGUUAGUGCAGGGAGGGCAUUUUAGGGGUUGGAACCAAGGAACGGCUGUUGAAUAUAGUAUGCUUCCUUCUGAAGCAGAUGAUUUUCCUAAUAGUAAAAUUUUACAGUAACUUCUGUCCUGCGAUCCUUUGAGAGCAUGUAAGGUGCAGUUGUGCAAAAGUGACGGCAUGUUUGGGUAUAGAUCAAGUAUAUCUGCUUUUUUUUCUACAAACUGUCCAAAAUCCCUUGGAUUAAUUGAUUGCCCUUCUUUCCUCUUCAUGCUACUCUUCCAAACUCUUCCUAGAAUCUUGAAGUUCUAAGAGCUUUGAACUUGCCUUUUGUAGCAGGGUGUCCCAAAGAUGUUUGUAUUCAGCACAUAAUUAAUCUGCUAUGAAAUGUUUCUUUUUUUGGCUCACUCUAGAAUUUGUAGUAACACAAAUUUCAGAAUGUUUUAAUAACUCUGCCAGAAUUAUUCAAUUUUUAAUAAGAAAGAUUUUUGACUCAUCAACUGCAACCCCAAGAUAUGUGUAGAAAACAAUAUAAGAAACUUGUUAUAGAUUAAAGAGAAUUAAAUGUGAUUUCACACAAUUAUGAUACCUUUUCUCUACUGUGUCCAUUGGAUCUGGAUCCUGAUGGGAGCAACAAUUCUACUUGCUUUCAGGUCAUAUACAGAUAUGUUUAUAAAUAUUUAU